UUCACGCAUACAUACGGGGAGCGGUGAGCGUAGCCAAGUUCUCAGGCCUUAGGCGUCACGCAGCUGGUGUCAGCCGCGCACCAGCUGUGCACACGUGACGGCCGUUCAGAGAGCAACUGGUGCCGAGCCCGGCUGUUCAGCACCAUGAGCCCCAGCAACUGCGCGGAGCAAACGGAGAAACAACAAAUACAAAAACAAAAGCCGUUCUUCUUUCUUCUCCCAUCGUACUCUGCUCUGCCCACGCUUACGGUCCGCACACAACGCGCACAUCUCUCGCCCAUCUCUCCACGAGAAAAAAUCACGCUACGCUGUCGCUCGGAAGUCACAUUCUAGCGUUUCGCCCGUCCGUUCGUCCACCAUGUCCGACCUCAGCUCUGACGAGUACGAAGCCGCCAGCAAGAUGGCCGCCCCAACCUACACUCGGACCUCCCCCGUCGCACAAGCCGUCGCGCUGCCCAACAUCACCGGCGAUGAGCAGCUCAGGGGCAUCGAAAACUACAAGGAGUGGAAGAUCACCUUGUACAUCAACCUCCGAGCUCUCGGACUCAAGGAGCACCUCCUCGGCUGUAAGGGCGACUCCGCUCCUCGUUCAGGCCAGAACUCGUUUCGCGCCGACCAAGCCGCGACCACGUGCUACAUUUGGAACAGCCUUUCUUUCAAGGUCAAACAGGCGCUGCUUCGCUCCGGUCUUUGGGGCCAAGCCGCGACGCCCGCCGAGACCAUGGACGCCAUCACCCAGGUCGUGCUCCCCAAGGAUGCCGUCCCUGCCAUGCUGAAGUACUUUGAAAACUUCGAUGUCAACCCUACGAAUGGCACAAAAGAAACCCUCGAGGAAAUCAACUUGGUAUGGUCGCUGAUCAAUCACCACGUUCCGAAGCCCCCUAACACCCUCCUCGUCGCCGCCAUCCACAGAACCCUAGAGUCUAAGCAGCCUGCCGCUGCCGAGGAACUGCAGCGAUGCGUUGAUAUGGGUCAGUUCCCGAACCUCGAUGAGUUGAACCGCCAUCUUCAGUCCCUGUCAUUUGUUGAAGAUCAUGCGAGGUUCUUCACUUCUAACCAAGACGGUUGCUCCAGGGCCUUGAACCUGGAAGAAGCAUGCACCGAAUACGACGACGAUCGCACGAGCACCUAACGGCCUACCGACACUGAUGUAGCUUGUUCAACACGGCACUUGGGACACAAUCUGUGUAUCACCUUGUUGAGUGGAAGGCAGAAAACGAUCGGCAAAGAGGCUUGGCGCCAUUGGGGCAUCGGAUUAGGGCACUCGCUGG
Molecule: messenger RNA, 1271 nt
Organism: Purpureocillium takamizusanense
Lineage: Eukaryota; Fungi; Ascomycota; Sordariomycetes; Hypocreales; Ophiocordycipitaceae
Exons: 2
Coding region: 359-1132 (257 amino acids)
Source: RefSeq, a predicted model, not a curated record